ACCACUCACCACCUCCAUACGCCUCCAUUCCAUAGACAAUACUCCUGUGACACAACAAAGCUGUGAAUUUAUUUUCUGCUCAAUAUAAUUAUAUUAUCUUAGUCAACCAUGGAGGAUGUAGACAAGAUCAUCAUUCAUUCUCUUCGACAAAUUGGAUGUGAACUUGAUGAUGAUAUAAGAAGCAUUGGCCAAUUCACCACAGAAGUUGUCGUCGAGGCAACAGCAAGGUGCCUCAGGAGCAUCAACCCUGAGAUUGAGGCUCCUUUGAAUAUGCCCCAAUCAAUGUCGGUGCGAUUCAGAAUUGGGGCGACUCUAGCCCAGGCUUGUCAAGACCUUGGGUACAAGGGAGAUAUUGGCUACCAAACAUUCCUGUAUUCAACCGAGGCUGAUAUUAGAAAAGUUCUCAUGUUUCUCAUCGAGCUCCUGCCAAAGGAAUCUGAAAAAUUGCCGGAUGUUCCAUUAGAAAAGAAUUAUCAUUUCAAACAAAUGGUUACGAAAACUCUUCGACAUCAGCUCUCAAAGCCUUGGCUUCCUCUAAAAUGCCGAAGAAGAGGAGUUACUAUGAUGGCAGAUAAAUCCCCAUACGCAGAUAUAUUGGCCAUCAACAGUUCCAAGUUUGAUAGUGUACCACUCUGCAUUGACCGAUCCAUCAAUGGACAGAUUCAGAGCAUUCAACAACUUGUGCCUACAAUUCUUACACUCAACUCAAUGUCAAACAGCACUUCAGAACAGGUGCAGGUGCAAGCAUUUACCAAAGACUGGAGCACAAUAUUCGCUUUGGAAAAACCAGCACUGCCUCCCAAACCAAAAUUUUUGAAGAAGGUGGAGGAGCCGAUUAACGCAACAGAAGAGCAAGAAGUUUUGGUUAUGGAAACAACAGAGGAAAUAAAGAGAGAAGAGGUGGUGCUGCAAGAACUUGAAGAGGAAGUGUCAAAUCUCUUGAUCCAGAUUGAAAGUGAGCAGGGUGAAUUGAAAGAAGGAAAAUCAAAACUCUCAGAGACUGAAAAGCAAUCCAGAGUUCUGGAACAGCAGCUAAAAAACAGAAAUGAAAAACUUUUAACGGAGAGAAAAGUAUUCAAACUGUUGCCAGAAGCGGACGAAAAUAUAAAAAGAUUGGAUGUUUUGAUAAAUGAAGAGUUGAAAAAGCUGCUAUCACUGGGUGCAAAGUGGGACAAACGUCGAGCCCCACUGAUCGAUCAAUACAGAGACAUGAGACAAAGCAGUUCUCAUCAUUUUACUGAAGCCCAAUUGCAAGCAGAAAUUGCUAGGAGCGUUGAACAAAAGUUACAGGAACUCUCGAUUGAAGUAAAAGAAAAAGAGCAGCAGCAAAGUAGGCUCAAAAUAGAGUAUGAAAAACUGAGUAAAGAUAUUUCAAGGUCUUCAUACACGAGGAGGAUUUUCGAGAUUAUUGGCAAUAUUAACAAGCAAAAAGAGGACAUAAACAAAAUUUUGGCUGACACCCGCUUCAUCCAAAAAGAUAUCAAUCAACUCACUGGCAGGCUGGACAGAUCUUUUGCAGUGACAGAUGAGAUGAUUUUCAAGGAUGCGAAACGAGAUGAAACUGCACGAAAUGCUUACAAGCUCUUGGCCACUCUGCACAGUGACUGCUCCAAGUUAGUCAAGCUGGUGGAAGACACUGGCUCAAUUAUGAGGGAAAUCAGAGAUCUAGAGGACCAGAUUGAGACAGAAAAUGCCAAGAACAUUUCAGCUAAUCUGGAACGGAUCACAGCAGACUUGUUACAAAUGCAGAAAGAGAGCGCCGCCUUGCAAGCUCAGCUGAAAUCGCUAUCAUAAUUAGUCUUUAAAUGGUUAUGUUAGUUAUAAUUAUAUUAUUUGAUCAUAUUCAAAUAUUGUUUCCACCAUUGCAUUCCAAAGUGGUGUCCAAAAUGUGUAUGAGAAGCGCAAUCAAUAAUAAUAUUCUAUUCUCUA
Messenger RNA from Cloeon dipterum, 1929 nucleotides. Its product is annotated as coiled-coil domain-containing protein 22 homolog. The record is from RefSeq and is a predicted model, not a curated record. Gene Ontology annotation, molecular function: cullin family protein binding. Bases 109 to 1794 code for a protein of 561 amino acids. The transcript has 12 exons. Gene Ontology annotation, biological process: positive regulation of ubiquitin-dependent protein catabolic process. Lineage: Eukaryota; Metazoa; Arthropoda; Insecta; Ephemeroptera; Baetidae.